AUGCGUGGGUUCCUGCUCUCUCUUUGUGUAGCCCUUGCAAUCUGUGAAAACUAUGAACCAGGCCUUAACCCUAAAAAAACUUAUGAAUACAAAUAUGAGGGAACUGUGAAUAUUGGACGAGGCAUGCCAGAAAUGGCAGAGUCUGGUGUGAAACUAAUGUGUACAGUUACAAUCAUUGGUGUGUCAGAUCAGACUUUUCUUCUACAGGUUUCUCACGUGGAUUUUGAAGAAUUCAAUGGCAUCCAGGGGAAGAACACAUUCAACGCCUCCCCCAAACUAACUAAACGGAUGGCUGCUGAGCUUGCCAAACCCUUCAUGUUUGAGUAUGCCAAGGGACGUGUUGGUGACAUUCAUGCUCCUGCUGGGAUCCCUGACGCCAUUGUCAAUAUUGUGAGAGGCAUCAUUGGAUUCUUUCAAGUCACAGUCAAGACCACCCAGAGAGUCUAUGAGCUUGAGGAGGCUGGUAUUCAUGGAUUGUGUCAGAGUAUCUAUGCUAUUGUGGAGGAUGUUAAAUCUAAAGAUUUGGCCAUCACCCAAACUGUUGACAUCAAUAACUGUCAGGAAAAAGCAGCACUCUACAGAGGAAUCGGUCUUGCGGUUGAAGACAAGAUGUCAAAAGAGAGAGGUGAUUCCAUAUUUUCUACAGUGAGAUACAUCUAUAAUGUCAAAUCAACUACUGACGGAGGUCUAAUUACUAAUGCUAACGCCUUGGAGCGACAACAUUUCUCUCCUUUCAACGUGAAGGGUGGCAACUCCAAACUGCAAGCCAGAAAGGAACUGGUGCUGCUGGGGGUGAAAGACACAGGAGUAGCCCCUAGUGUUGUUCCCAUGCAGAACAGAGGGAGUUUGGUUUACAAGUUUGUAAAUGAGCUUGCUCAAAUCCCCAUUCUGAUGAAAAAUCAGGAUAAACCCAUUCCAAAGAUUGUAGAAAUGAUCAAGCGCUUGGCCAAAGCCAAUAUCUAUCAGAUUGACAAUUUAACAAGUGAGGAAGUUGUAGAUGUGUACCAACUUCUGCGUGUUAUCACUCUUGAAAACAUGGAGGAAUUGUGGAAACAGUUUUCAGGAAAUGAUGAACACAGGCGAUGGUUUUUGGACAUGAUCGUUGAGAUGACUGACGCAAGAGUCCUCAAGUUUUUAACAAACAGAUUCAAAGCUGGUGAUAUAUCUGCCAAUGAAGCAGGACAAACACUCCUUGUUACCUUCAAUCAUCUGAAAUCAGAGGCUGAGUUAGUUGAGACAGCGAAAGAAUUCUUUUCAAUGUCCUUCAGCAAGUCCCAUCCUAUGCUGUGGAACACUAUAGUGUUAGCCUAUGGUUCACUGGUGUACAAGCACUGUGCCUAUACAACACCUUGCUCAGUGACUGCUGUUCAGCCUUUGUUAGACUUGGCUGAUGAAAGCCUGAAGACGGCCAAUGAGAUGGACAUGAUCAUAGCACUGAAGGCCUUAGGGAAUGCAGGCCACCCCUCCAGCAUCAAGACCAUAAUGCGCUUUCUCCCUGGCGUCGCUGCUACCCCUGUGGACCUCCCAGCCCCAGUGCUGAGUGCAGCCGUGCAGUCGAUGAGACACCUGGCUAUUAGAGAUCCUCACAGUGUGCAGGACAUCACCCUAACCUUGUUUGUGCAGAGGGAACUUCCUACUGAGAUACGCAUGCUGGCCGUUAUGAUCCUGUUUGAAACUAAGCCACCACUGGCUAUGGUGUCAACAGUGACUACAUUUCUAUUAGAGGAGACUGACUUGGAUGUUACCAGCUUUACUUAUUCCCUCAUGAAGAGUAUUGCUACAUCCAGGACUCCAGACAACCACUCCCUAUCGACAGCAUGUAAUGUGGCUGUGAAAAUCCUGGCCCCUAAAUAUGGUCGUCUUAGUUUCCGCUACAGCAGAGCUAUGCGCCUGGAUUGGUUUAAUGAUGACUUACUCAUUGGCACAGCAAUGGAGGUAUUCAUGUUGAAAACGGCUUCAACCUUCUUCCCAACAGCCAUCAUGGCUAAAGGAAAAUUCCAUUUCAUCGGCAGAAUAUUGCAACUUUUGGAGUUUGGUGUCCGUACUGAAGGAAUAAAAGAAUUGUUUGAAAAUAUUCCUGCCUUCAAAGGAGACCUCAGUCGCAAUGACAUUGAGAUCAUCCUCAAUGUGAUGAAAAACUGGGAAGAAUUGCCUACUGACAAGCCUCUGCUGUCUGCCUAUUCACGAGUCUUUGGUCAAGAGUGGUUCUAUGCUGCUGUAAAGACGGAUUUUCUUCAGAAAAUAAUGAUGGCUUUUAGUUCCUCAGCAGGUAAAGAGAGCCCAGUCUGGACAAUGAUGGAAACUCUUCAGAAGGGGUUGUCAUGGCAUUGGACAAAACCCUUUCUUAUGUUCGAAACACGCUACAUUCAAGCCACCACCCUUGGUUUACCACUUGAAAUAAGCAAAUAUUACAGCUCACUAACAGCAAUUACUCUAAAUGCAAAGGCUGGAAUCAGUCCACCACUGACAGAUCAGUUGGGACAGCUGCUGACCUCCAAUAUUUCCCUGGAAACAGAUGGCUUUGUUGGAAGUACCAAGGAUAACUUUGUCUUUCAUGGAAUCAACACAGACAUAUUCCAGUGUGGAACGGAACUAAAGAGUAAAAUGAUUUCUUCCAUGCCGUGGAAAUUUAAUUCAAAAAUAAAUGUCAAAAGCAUGAAGUUUGAAUUUGAUCUUCCUACUUUGAAAAAGGACACAGAGUUAUUUUCCAUCAACUUCAACAUAUAUGCAGUCUCAAGAAAUAUUGAGGAUCCAACUUUGAACAAAAUGACCCCAAUGAUGUCAGACUCUAAUGACUCAGUAGAGGAGGUGCAGUCGGUGAAGGAGCCACUAAAGUCUUCAGACCAACAGAAAAUUAUUGUCAAAUCAGAUAUCUACCAAUCAAGGUCAAAUGUGUGUGCUGAGGCUAAACUCUAUGGGGCAGCUCUCUGUCUUGAGUCUGAGGUGAAGAGAGCACACUUCAUUGAUGAGUACCCUCUUUACUACUUCUUGGGAUUCAGUCACCUUGCAUACACACUUCGAACAGUCCAAGCAAACAAACUUGUUGACAAGAUUCAUAUUGAGAUCAAUCCUGGACGAGACAAGCACCCAGAAGCAGCCAGGGUCUCCUUUGGCUCCUCAAGCAGCAGACAUAGUCGCAAUGAGCCUGUUAAUGCCAAGGUUUGGGAUGCUACUCCUGAGCCAGUGUUUAGCAUCAAGGCUGUGGCCAUGGAUAGCAAUGAUAAGCCUGACGGUUACGAAGCAGUCGUUUAUCACUCCACUACAAAUCUGAUGGCCAACACUGAGAUGAUUGUGUCGCAGGUUGGGGAGGAGGCCAACUGGAAGAUGUGCACUGAUGUCAGCAUGGACACCACUCAUGGAGAUGCCAAGAUGCACCUUAGAUGGGGUGCUGAGUGUCAGUCUUAUGAAAUGUCAAUGAACGCUGCCACUGCACACCUGCCUGGAUCGAACCCAACACUGAAGGUCAAGAUGCACUGGAACAAUGUUCCAGAAUACAUGAAAACGUUAGGAAAAAGAGUUGAAGAGUACAUCCCUGGAAUUGCAUUCUUUGUUGGGUUUUACCAAAAACAUGAAUCAAAUAUCAAACAUGAAAUGUCUGCAUCCGCUGUCGCCACCUCUGCCGAUUGUAUGGAUAUGAAGAUUAAGUUUCCAGAGCUGACAGUGUAUCAACAAGCAAUACCUCUUCCAUUCCAAGUGCCAGCCUAUACAGGCAACGUAACUUUGGGCAUGCAUUAAGAGGAAUGAGGUGUGUUCACAACUAUUAUUUAUGUGAUCAAGAAACAAAUAUCCAGAGUUUACAUUUUUUUUUUAUUAUUAAAAUUCAACCACUGGAAAAACAA
This is a messenger RNA of Hypomesus transpacificus, 3839 nucleotides long. It is a transcript of the gene vtg3, whose product is annotated as vitellogenin 3, phosvitinless. The transcript is spliced from 28 exons. Gene Ontology annotation, biological process: lipid transport. NCBI's taxonomy places the organism in Eukaryota, Metazoa, Chordata, Actinopteri, Osmeriformes, Osmeridae. Gene Ontology annotation, molecular function: lipid carrier activity. The coding region runs from base 1 to 3735 and encodes 1244 amino acids. The record is from RefSeq and is a predicted model, not a curated record.